AUGCUCAGUGGCAGGGCCGGCUAGGUGGCCCGCGAGCUGCACCCGGAUCUGCGCGGCGGCGGCGGCGGCGACGUGAGCGCGCAGGGGGGCGGCGGCCUCGCCUCGUCUGUGUCUCCGCGCCGGGCUCGGGUGGGUGACGCGCAGUGCCGGGACGAUGUCGGAUUUUGACAGCAACCCGUUUGCGGACCCAGAUCUCAAUAAUCCGUUCAAGGACCCCUCUGUUACACAGGUGACAAGAAAUGUGCCACCAGGACUUGAUGAAUAUAACCCUUUCUCAGAUUCUAGAACGCCUCCACCAGGCAGUGUGAAAAUGCCUAAUGUACCCAACACCCAGCCAGCAAUAAUGAAGCCAACAGAGGAACAUCCAGCUUACCCACAGAUCACAAAGGAACAUGCCUUGGCUCAAGCUGAACUUCUCAAGCGCCAGGAAGAGCUAGAGAGGAAGGCCGCAGAAUUAGACCGCCGAGAACGGGAGAUGCAGAGCCUGAGUCAGCAUGGGAGAAAAAAUAAUUGGCCACCUCUUCCUAGCAAUUUUCCUGUGGGACCUUGUUUCUAUCAAGACUUUUCUGUAGACAUUCCUGUAGAAUUCCAAAAGACAGUAAAGCUUAUGUACUACUUAUGGAUGUUUCACGCUGUAACUCUGUUUCUGAACAUCUUUGGAUGCCUGGCGUGGUUCUGUGUCGAUGCUUCACGAGCAGUGGACUUUGGAUUGAGUAUCCUGUGGUUCUUGCUUUUUACCCCCUGCUCAUUUGUCUGUUGGUACAGACCGCUGUACGGAGCUUUCAGGAGUGACAGUUCCUUCAGGUUCUUUGUAUUCUUCUUCGUGUAUAUCUGUCAGUUUGCUGUGCACGUGCUGCAGGCUGCCGGGUUUCAUAACUGGGGAAACUGUGGUUGGAUUUCGUCCCUUACUGGUCUCAAUAAGAGCAUCCCGGUUGGAAUCAUGAUGAUAAUGAUCGCAGCACUUUUCACAGCAUCGGCAGUUAUCUCACUCGUCAUGUUUAAAAAAGUCCAUGGACUGUAUCGCACAACAGGUGCUAGCUUUGAGAAGGCCCAGCAAGAGUUUGCAACAGGAGUGAUGUCCAACAAAACUGUCCAGACUGCGGCUGCAAAUGCAGCUUCAACGGCAGCAACCAGUGCCGCGCAGAAUGCCUUCAAGGCUCAGCGAUAGUGAGAGCCUGAGGCCUCGGUGAGACCUGGUGAUGCUCAUUCUUCAUUGAGUACGGAUUUUAUAGACACCGAAACCACCAAGACUAUAGAAGUACACAUGUAGACCGUGUGCUUAUACUCCAAAUCCAUGCUUAUUUGUCUCUGAAGUUCAAAUGAAAGAUGCAUCAGAGAUUUUUUUUUUUUUAAAAAAAAAUACUUUCCUUCAAAAAUGGGAAUGUUCUCUCUCUGUUAUGUAGAGGUAGCAUUAUUAAAUGACAAAGAGUAGUUAUAAUAGCACAUCAUGUUUUAAUGUGAACAGGAAAAUGCUGUUGUUCAAUCCAGUUGCUUGGGUUCAUACAACUUUGAAAGAGAUUAUGUUUGACAGCAAAGGAGCAUUAAAAUGAUGGUAGUGUCUGCGGCGGGGGCAGGUGUGAAAACAUCUUGGAAUUUCUGGUUUACCAUUCUCUCAACAGUUGGUCAAAAGUGCAUUUUCAUUUGGUGAAAGAUGGCUAGUCCUUCCUACCUAAUACCAAUGCCACUUGGUGCCACAGCCAUGAAAUGAGCUUCAUGCAGCACAGGCAUCCAUGCCACUUUUCAGUUUUCGAUGUUAAAUGGUGGCUAUUUUAUUUAAAACUAGGGUCUGAACACUGGAAAAUCAUUGCUUUGGUGAUUUGUGAUUGGGGCUUGGUUUAUUUCUCUAGGGUGUUUGUACAUUUUGUUGGUGCAUUACACUGCACUGCCCUUAUGGCAACUGUCACGGUUCUGUGUAAAUGCCCUCCAUGUGUCCUUCUCAUGUGCAUGUUUUCAGUGGUUUGGAAGUUUUGUAUAUUUAUUGUAUUAAUGCAGAGUGUCAUAAAAUAAAAUAAUGUUUACUGAA
Phodopus roborovskii (desert hamster) is the source of this 2023-nucleotide messenger RNA. RefSeq names its product secretory carrier membrane protein 1 (gene Scamp1). The coding region runs from base 155 to 1168 and encodes 337 amino acids. The record is from RefSeq and is a predicted model, not a curated record. Gene Ontology annotation, biological process: protein transport. Gene Ontology annotation, cellular component: trans-Golgi network membrane; recycling endosome membrane. The transcript has 10 exons. Lineage: Eukaryota; Metazoa; Chordata; Mammalia; Rodentia; Cricetidae.